AUGUAUAUUUCUUCCCUUGUGGGUUUCGGCCUCCUUUCGUUGGCCUCUGCCCACUGCUUGAUCAGUACCGCAACUGGUGAUCUAGGAGGAAACGGCACUGGACUUGGCGUCGCUGCAAAUGGUAUCAACAACCAAGGAGACGUAACCGUCUUCAAGGCAGCCACUGGAUUUGGAGCUACUGGUGCUGCAGGAGCAGUCAAUCCUGCAACCGACCUCGCCGCUCAACUCAAGAUCACUGGCUCUACCAUUCCCCAGGUCUCUGCCAACGCAGGCGUCGUAACAAUGACCCUCCACCAAAUCAACGCUGAUGGUGCUGGUCCAAUGACUUGUUCAGUCUCCACCGAUGCCUCAGGAAAAGCUUUUACAGCAAUGACAAUCACGACCAAUGUCCCUGGUACAAAUGGAAAGAGUACAGCAGCAAAUCAGGACUUCCCUCUUGUUGCGAGUCUCCCAGCUGGAACGAAAUGUACUGGUACAGUUGGGGCUCUAAGUGCCGUGUGUGCGGUCAAGUGUGCGAAUCCGGCGGGACCAUUUGGCAGUGUAGUUUUGGUGCAGCAAGCCGCUGGGAAGAAGGUUAGAGAGGUUGGUGGGACGCUGGCUGCCAGAGCCAAGAAGGGGGCUGUUAAGUGUGCCUGA
Messenger RNA from Mollisia scopiformis, 636 nucleotides. RefSeq lists its product as uncharacterized. The record is from RefSeq and is a predicted model, not a curated record. NCBI's taxonomy places the organism in Eukaryota, Fungi, Ascomycota, Leotiomycetes, Helotiales, Mollisiaceae. The coding region runs from base 1 to 636 and encodes 211 amino acids. The transcript is spliced from 2 exons.